UGAACACUAGAACGAAACAAACACAUGAAUAAACACAUAUUAUGAUCAAAACUGUCUGUUUGUAUCAAAUUAUGUUAAUUUUCUCCUCAGAACUCAUACGCUUAUCAUUAGCCUGUUAGCAGCUAAACACAAAACAGCGCGUCGGUUCUGUCGUCUGAUCAAUUCAUCAGAUUUAUUCUCAAAAAUCUUCUGAAACAUCUGAUGUUGUCUGAUUUUGUUACUGUAUAUAUGUUAAUAUAGCGUGUAUCUGCUGCGGUAGAUCAGACAUUAAGUGUGAAUUCAAUUCAAUUGUGUGUUAGCUGAAGCUAAAGCUAAGCACGUCAGACAUCAGUUCGGCAGCUUCUCAAAAAAUGGAUCUAUUUGACGAUCUACCAGAACCUACAAACGAUCCAGGUCCAGUUAAACCUAAAGCGUUAGAGGAGAGCCUGGAGCAGAAUGGAGAUCGAGGAGAGAAGAGGAAAAGAGAUCAAGGGAGCUCAGAGGAGACGCAGGUGGAAGAACAAAAUCAGGAGACAAAGAAAGUUUGUAAAGCAGAUCUUGUAAAGCUGAUGGGGUUUGUUGCAGCGAGACGUGGAGAGAGAGAGGAGAUGCAGGACGCACACAUGAUCCUACCAGACAUGACAACAAGUGUCACGAAUCUCCCCUCACAAGUCUCUCGGCUUGCGUACUUCGCUGUGUUUGAUGGUCACGGUGGAGCUCGGGCAUCUCAAUUUGCUGCAGAAAAUCUUCAUCACACACUGGCCAGCAAAUUUCCCAAAGGUGACGUUGAGAAUUUGGAGAAGCUGGUGAAGAAGUGUUUGCUGGACUCCUUUCGUCAAACGGAUGAAGAUUUCCUGAAGAAAGCAUCCAGCCAGAAACCUGCGUGGAAGGACGGCUCCACAGCUACAUGUAUGUUGGUGGUUGAUGAUGUUCUUUAUGUAGCAAACCUGGGAGACAGUAGAGCUGUGAUGUGUCGUGUGGAGCAGGCAGAGGAUUCUGGGAAGAGGAAAUGUGUGACUCUGGCUCUCAGUAAAGAGCACAACCCCACCAUAUAUGAGGAGCGCAUGAGGAUUCAAAGAGCGGGUGGCACAGUCAGGGACGGACGAGUGCUUGGUGUACUGGAGGUCUCUCGAUCUAUUGGUGAUGGUCAGUAUAAAAGGUGUGGGGUGAUUUCCACUCCUGACUUACGACGCUGUCAACUUAGUCGAAAUGACAAAUUUGUUCUCUUGGCAUGUGAUGGGCUUUUUAAGGUCUUUUCUGCGGAGGAGGCCAUUCAGUUUGUGCUUAACAUUAUAGAGAACGAGACGGUGGAGAUUAAAGAGGGUCAGACCGAACAAGCGGCGCGAUUUGAGGGUGCAUGCCAGCGAUUGGCUAGUGAAGCAGUGAGGCGGGGCUCUGCAGACAACGUCACUGUUAUUCUCGUUUCCUUUGAGUUCUGAAGUUGUGCACACACAUUUACACAACAUGCAAAUACACAAACAUACUUUAUUUCAGCCCCUUUUCUGUAUGCACACUGAUUUACAUGAAUGCAUGAAUUCAGAGAUUGAAAUAAUAUUGAUGAUGAAGUGGUUUACUGUGGAGAUGUUUGAAUCUCAACUUGAAUUUUUUUUCAAAGCAGGACUUUUGAAAAACACUGUGUCAGGUUUCAGUUUUUGUGCUUUUUGGCAUCAAAACAUCAUAAUAAACUUUUAUACUGUCUCACAA
Paramisgurnus dabryanus is the source of this 1683-nucleotide messenger RNA. RefSeq names its product integrin-linked kinase-associated serine/threonine phosphatase (gene ilkap). Gene Ontology annotation, molecular function: cation binding; protein serine/threonine phosphatase activity. The record is from RefSeq and is a predicted model, not a curated record. NCBI's taxonomy places the organism in Eukaryota, Metazoa, Chordata, Actinopteri, Cypriniformes, Cobitidae. Gene Ontology annotation, biological process: protein dephosphorylation.